Messenger RNA from Tarenaya hassleriana, 1309 nucleotides. Its product is annotated as golgin subfamily A member 6-like protein 1. Bases 60 to 1211 code for a protein of 383 amino acids. The record is from RefSeq and is a predicted model, not a curated record. The transcript is spliced from 6 exons. Lineage: Eukaryota; Viridiplantae; Streptophyta; Magnoliopsida; Brassicales; Cleomaceae.
UUAGUAUGUAAAACAUGUGGUAGUCCAAAGCCUUCACUCUCUGUCUCUCUCUCUCUCACAUGGCGUCGUCUCUGCCAAUUUCUUUCCAGCUUCCCGUUCGGCGGCAAGGAAUCCGUAUACUACCCCGCAAACACUCGUCUCCCUCUUUCUCUGUCUCUACCUCUAUCGUUUGCCUCUCCGCUCAAAAUCUCUCUGGAGAUGAUCGGGAGGAGGUCCGGUGGCUCCGGGAGGAGCAACGGUGGCUUCGGGAAGAGCAACGGUGGAUGCGGGAGGAGCAGCGAUGGCUCCGGGAGCGUGAAUCUCUCCUCCGCGAGAUUUCGGAUCUCAAACUCCGGAUCCAAACCCUAGAGUCUCGGAGCUCGCCGCAGGGGGCUUCGGUUUCGGAGGCGAUCUCGAGCAUCGGGGCUCUGCUUCAGGUUCUGAGUGAGAAGAAUCGGAUUGCGGAGAGUGGGUCGAGCGCGAAGCCGAUGGUUUUGGAGGAGAAGACGAGAGAGCGUGAGGAGGUGGAGGAGGUAGAGAAGCGGGUGAUUGCAGCUGAGGAGAUCAGGGUUUCGGAGGGAGUGAAGGAGAUAAGGACUUUGAGGGCGGGAAGUGAAGGGGAAGAGGUUCGAGAGAUGCAGGAAGCUUUACUCAAAUUAGGGUUCUAUUCGGGUGAGGAGGACAUGGAAUAUUCCAGUUUCUCAAGUGGAACAGAGAGAGCUGUCAAGACUUGGCAGGCAUCACUCGGAGUCCGUGAAGAUGGGAUAAUGACCGUAGAGUUGCUUCAGAAGUUGUUUAUGGAUGAAUUGAUCGAUAAAGCAGAGGAAACUACGACGCAGCCAGAGAUAAAGGGAGCUGGUAAUGGAACAGCAGUAACGUCAGUGACACAAGUCUCGGAGAUGAAGCAGACGGUUACAAAAGACGAAGGUGUGGAAGAAGUGGAGGUGUCUCAGCAUCGGGUUUUCCUUCUUGGAGAAAACCGGUGGGAAGAGCCCUCCAGACUCAUCGGAAAGAGCAAACGGGACAAUGAGAGGAAACCCGCCGAUUCCAAACCGAAAUGCCUUACUUGCAGAGGGGAGGGUCGGUUAAUGUGUACAGAGUGUGAUGGAACUGGUGAGCCUAAUGUGGAGCCUCAGUUUCUGGAGUGGGUCGACGAGGGAGCGAAAUGUCCGUACUGCGAAGGUCGUGGAUAUACAAUUUGCGACGUAUGUGGAGGUCGAGCAUCUGUAUAGUAUACGGUACGUAUACACGUUACUGUAUUAAGAGCUAAGUACAAUUCCAAAAAAUUACAGUCUCAGUUCUUGGAGAACGAAACUUAGCUUUCACUUUA